Molecule: messenger RNA, 888 nt
Organism: Prunus dulcis (almond)
Lineage: Eukaryota; Viridiplantae; Streptophyta; Magnoliopsida; Rosales; Rosaceae
Product: E3 ubiquitin-protein ligase RING1-like
Exons: 1
Coding region: 48-596 (182 amino acids)
Biological process (GO): protein ubiquitination
Source: RefSeq, a predicted model, not a curated record
CCUCUCUAAAACUCCUCUUGCUUCUACUUUCUUCACAAAACCCAAACAUGGGUUACAAGGCUUACACAAUACAAAGCCCUUUCUCACAGCCACCGCCUCCUCCGCCGCCUCCUCCUCCACCAAAAACCAACUUGCCCAUGUUGUAUUAUGGUCUCAUAGUUGUUGGAACAGCUGCUACAGUGUUGGCCAUGUACAACCUUGUCUUCAUCAAAUGGACAUCAAACCGCCACGGCGGCCAAGCACCACCGUCGAGAUCAUCAAACACUCUGAUGGAUGCCAACAGAACAAGGAGGGGCAGGAGCUUUGAGAACUUGGACAGCUUUAAGUACAAGAAAAAAGAGGGAUCGGUGACACAACAAGAUGGGGUUGAGAACUAUGUUGAAUGUGCUGUUUGCUUGUCAGCGUUUGAGGAUGGAGAAGAGGUAAGGAAGCUGCCUACAUGCAAGCACUCCUUUCAUGCUCCUUGCAUAGACAUGUGGCUCUACUCUCACUCUGACUGCCCCCUCUGCCGGGCUCCGGUGCCGGUGAUCUCCUGGUGUCAUCGACAGCUAACGACUACGCCGGAGGACAAUUCCAGAGAAGUCUUGCUGGUUUGAAGUUUUGUUUUCAUUUUCAGAUAGAAGAAGAAAGAGAUGAAAUUUUCCAUUUCUUAGUCUUGGGUUUUUGGUGUUUGUUGGGUUGUGAAGUAGGACGGGGAUAACAAGAAAUUUGCAUGGUAGAAAACAAGGAUUAGGUGGACAGUGUACAAAAUUUUGCCUUUCAUUUGGAUCCAAAUUGAGCUGGCAAUGUCUGCCCACUGUUGUAUAUGAUACUGAAUUUUUGGUGCUUAGCUAUAUUAGCUGUAAGUUGCAGACCACGCUCUACUUCUUUCAUCUGAAUAUUCGAAAA